This is a messenger RNA of Tigriopus californicus, 842 nucleotides long. RefSeq names its product elongator complex protein 6-like. Gene Ontology annotation, cellular component: elongator holoenzyme complex. The record is from RefSeq and is a predicted model, not a curated record. Bases 1 to 792 code for a protein of 263 amino acids. The transcript has a single exon. Gene Ontology annotation, biological process: tRNA wobble uridine modification. NCBI's taxonomy places the organism in Eukaryota, Metazoa, Arthropoda, Copepoda, Harpacticoida, Harpacticidae.
AUGAAAUCUAGAUUCUGUUUUACAUUCCAGAUGUUCCCCGAAGUUCAAGCUUCGCUAAGGUUGGAUAAGAAUGAUUUGGCUGGCAAAACUGUCGCCAUUUUUGAGUCUCAGGAUCGCCUAGGCGCGUUCCUCGUUCAUCAUUUUCUACAAGCAGGUUUGCACGCUCAAGCCCCCGUUAUUUUUGUGGGUGCGGAACAAUCGUUGGGCCAUUAUCACGCCGUGGGAAUGAAAACAGGGUACAAUUUGAUCAAAGCCAAAGACACGGGACAAUUGCAUUUCGUGGAACUGCUAAAAAACCUAGGCCAAAUCUACGGCUCCGACAAGGAUGCCCCAUUGCUGGAUUCUUUGUGGCACGCCGACGGUACCCCGGAUUUGUUCAACCUACACAAUCAUUUAAAAAGCAUCCUCAACAACCUACCACAUCAGUCCCAGUCUCCUAUUCUGAUUAUAGAUAAAAUCUCCCUUUUUUUGGCCUUUGGCGCUACUCCUCAGGCCUUGAUUUGGUUCUUCACCCAUCUUCGACACCUGAUCCUCGCCCAGGGAGGUUCAUUCAUCCUUUUGGCUCGACGAGAUCCGGAUAACCCUCACCAAGAAGCCUUAAGCCACUUCAUCGAGUUCCGCUCAGAUCUCGUGGUUCAAACCUGGCCUUUAUCCACGGGCAAAUCGCCCAAUGUGACGGGGAACUUGGACUACUCGUGGAACUUCCAAGGCCACCAAGGACGAUAUCAAUUCUUUUUGGACGAUAAAACCGUUCGCGUGUUCACCUUGGGCACAAGCAAAGCCGUUUUGUGAUCGGAUUUAUUUUGUUUAACCUCGAAAUAUAUGUAAAAGGCUCCUCAAGA